Messenger RNA from Oppiella nova, 1215 nucleotides. The record is from the annotation of a GenBank genome assembly. Lineage: Eukaryota; Metazoa; Arthropoda; Arachnida; Sarcoptiformes; Oppiidae.
AUGGUGAGUGACCCGGAGCUGAUCAGAGAUAUGAAUAUAAAGGACUUUCACGUAUUUGUGAACCGACAUGGAUACUCAUUCAAUGAUCCCUUGAAUGACAGGUCAUUGACUAACUUAAUGGGAGACGAGUGGAAGACUAUGCGAUCGAUUAUAAGUCCGACGUUUUCGAGCGGAAAGAUGCGGUCAAUGCAUCCCAUUAUCAUUGAUUGUGUCCACAGAUUAGACAACUAUUUGGAGACCAAAGCCAUGGCUGGAGGAGACGUGGAGAUGAAGAAAACGAUGGGAAGCCUAACGAUGGAUGUGAUCGCUUCGUGUGCUUUCGGCACCAAAAUAGACACAUAUAAUGACCACAAGACCAGUGAAUUCAUAGUAAACGCUAAACAAGUGUUUUGCGGAGGGGUUUGGAGAUUAUGGGUGUUCAUGGCUUUAGUGAAAAUAUCUCCGAAACUCUUUGAAUGGACGGGAUUUCAAAUUAUUGAUCCAUCGGUUCAGAAGUUUUUCAAUACAGCCAUCACAUCCAUUGUCUCGAGACGUAAGUCAGAGAAAGUGCGACAAAGAGAUUAUCUUCAACUCAUGAUUGACGCCCAGAACCGCAAGAAUAAAGAUACUGAUGACCAGGAUGUCGACGACUUGGAUGAAAAUAUUUAUGGCAAAUGGCAAAACUAUGGCAAAAUAGAAACCACAGAAACAUCAGAUAUUAAUAAUUCAAACAAAUCAGAGAGCACUGGUAUGUCUGAUGCAGACAUUAUAGCCAAUAGUUUCCUAUUUCUUAUGGCCGCCUACGAAACAUCGGGUGCUUUGCUUUCAUUUUUAUUUUACAAUCUGGCGCUCAAUGAGAAGUGUCAGCAAAAAUUGUAUGAAGAAGUGAAUGGUUUGGACGGAAUGUAUGAUUACGAGAGUGUCUCCAAAAUGCCGUAUUUGGAGGCAUGUAUUGCUGAAACACUUCGACUCCAACCUCCACUUCCGGCCACUCAUAGGCACGCGUCUCAAGAAUAUACUCUCGAUUGUAAUUGGCUUACAAUCCCCAAGGGGAUGAUGGUCAUUUUUGAUAUCUAUGCCCUCCAUCACAAUCCUGAGUACUACCCGAACCCAGAGGUCUGGGAUCCCGAGAGGUUUAUGCCGGAGAAUAGGGACCAAUUGACUCCAUACACGUAUAUGCCGUUCGGGACGGGACCCCGAAAUUGUGUGGGAAUGAGGAAAGCCAUCGGUUCCUGA